This is a messenger RNA of Sipha flava (yellow sugarcane aphid), 6368 nucleotides long. Its product is annotated as mucin-5AC. Lineage: Eukaryota; Metazoa; Arthropoda; Insecta; Hemiptera; Aphididae. The record is from RefSeq and is a predicted model, not a curated record. The coding region runs from base 350 to 5500 and encodes 1716 amino acids. The transcript is spliced from 5 exons. Gene Ontology annotation, molecular function: serine-type endopeptidase inhibitor activity.
UCGAUCGGCCGCCUUCGCCGCAGUAUCGUACAAGACGUCGUCGUCGAAUAACGUUCUCUCAGGUCAAUCCGCAUAGACACUAAACGUUGUCCGCGCGCGAACGCGUAACAAUUACGUACGGAGUAUUCGAUAAUCAAUAAAAAUCGUCAAUAAAUCCGUCCGCAGACCGCAGCCGCCGCCGCCACAGUUUUCGGGACGCUCUUUCUCCUCCCCUUUUCCGGCGGUUUCGAAUCAACCCUCGUUCGGUUCGAUUCCGAUCGUUUCACCGCGUUCGUCUCUGUGCCCACGCGCGCAACUACACGGACCCAAUUCCACACCGAGGGUUUUAAAACUAAUGUGAGGUUCAGACAUGGAGGGUACCGGUACCCGGUGGCUGGUGACCCUGUGUUUGCUAACAGCAGGGCAAUGCAUUCCUUCCAGGGUUACGUCUCAAUUAGAAACGGAUUCCGAAGACUCCAGAAGAGUCCUUGGUUCAAGUGUAGUUACAUCAGUAUCUGUAAUAAUGGAUCACGGAAACGGUACCAAAACGUAUUUCGCUGACGGACAAAGUAAGAAUGUGCACAAACCAACGGACACCAUUAUAGGCAGUCCCGGUAAUUUACUGUCACCGGAUCGUUAUGAAUUUUAUACGUUUGACGAGACGGGAGAUUUAGUAAAACGACUUAUGACAUUAGAGGAAAUACACGGCUUAAUUGCCGGAGCCGAUCCAGAAUCCGUGAUGGCUGAUUCAUCUCCUACAUAUUAUCACGAUGCGUUGUCGAGUCAUUCGUCUGAAGCACUUAUGCACUUGCCAGCUUCAGAUCUUGAAUCACUAGAUGAGCCAGCUGUUCACAAAGUACUGGAAAGUGUACAGAAUGUACUAAAAAAUGAAAUGGCUGCCAACUCGGGCAAACCCAUUCCAUCUAUACCCAGUACAUCGUUGCAUCGUCCGGAUUCAGCGUCCGCGUGGUCAGCCUUAUUUCCGGGACUAAUAGAAACUCCGGAUGACGUAGCCCAUCUUUCAGGAUACUUACUUCCGUCCAAAACGACCGAAUCAAUGGAUCCACCGUUAACUAAGAAACCAUCGGUACCCACAAAGAUGCCUUUAACAUCCAUGCAACCACCGUUGACGACAGCUAAAUUGCAAUCGCCGUCUAUAAAUACACAAUUGAGUACUACAACAGAAAAAGUGAGGUCAACGCCAAAGUACUCGACAACCAAACCGGAAACGACAACAACAACAACACCAACAACAAUCCAAAUGCAGACGACGACACUCAAACCAUCAACGACGAAAAAACCAUUUAAGCCGAUACAGACAUUUGAAAAGCAAAAGCCAUCAUUACAGAAACCGAGUUUAAUCUUACAUUCGACUGCUAAGCCACCGGUUAUGGCGGACCGUUUUGAUAUCAAUAAGGAAAUGUCUGCUUCUAUAUCGGACAUGUUAUCACAAGUAACAGACAGUCAAUCGUCAAAUCACAAACCGUUACAGACAAAUACUCUGGUAGAGAAAGACAACACGGCAGAUUACGUACCAGAAGAAAGUUCACCGGAAUUGAGUUACUACAGCCCAAUGGCGAUGUCGUUGAGUACCGUAGAUGCAAUGAAACCUGUUACAGAAGCGUUGACGAUGGCCAAAAAACCAAUGAUUACGAACUCGUAUAAAUCUACUAGUACCGAAAUACCGUUUUCGCAAAAGACAACUUCUUCAGUAACAACAUCAAGAUUCGGACCGACCAAAUCGAAUUCGACAAAACCACGGCCUCCCACGAGCGUAACCACCGCCUCGUAUACGACAAAACCGUUAUCACUCAAUAAAUAUAACGGAACUGUUUCGACUACUAGAAAUAACUAUCAAUACCCACCGAGCAACAUGUCAACAAAGUAUAUGCAAAAAAUCACACAAACCACUCAAGCGUACCCGAACAAAUUAAUCGAUUCGUUCGUAAAAGUUGUCAACAAAACGGUAAAUAAUACCACUCUAAGUGUGAAAAAACCGACGGAUACGUUUUGGAACACCACGGAAGAGAUAAAGAAUAAAUUUGCUAAUAAAGAGCCCAACAAGGGUUUUCCGACGAAAGUCAAUUCUGUUCGGCCAAACGGCAUCAACAGAACAAACGUUACUUUGUCGAAUCGUAUACAAGAAUCGAAACCUACGGCUAUCCCGAGUUUCGGAUCCGGUUCUUCGACGACUACUGUUCGCAGCCACACGGAUUCAGAUAAAUAUGUAUCUGUUAAAGUCGAAGAAUGGCCGGCGUCGCAACAUCCAUUAUUUUCCCCUACGACUAUCCCGUACGUGCAGAGUACCGAAAAAUCGUUCUUUUCCAGUAGCAACCAGCCGCCGAAUCCCAUCACCGAUGCUAAUGCUAUCAGGGACCUAAUAUCAUCUUUAAUGGUCAAGUCCACCACAGCGUCCAGUGUGCCGACAAGUACCGGUUCUCCGACCACCGUUAGCGCCGUGCAGACGUUAACAGCCGCAGUUUCGACUACUUCACCGACGCCGAUGAAAACAAUCACCGGUAUUCCAGCACCGAUGAUUUCGUCCACAACCGAAGUUCCUUUGACGUCAACGCUACCGCCUACGACCACAUCUACCGCUACUCCUACGACUACUUCUACUACUCCUACUACUACUCCUACUACUACUACUACUACUACUACUACUACUACACCAGUACCGAUAACGACAUCGGAAACGACUGCAAUUGCAGCGACAACAACGGCAGGGACGAUAGCAGUGAAGACUGCGGUGGAAGUAGCGGAAGCAGCAGCAGCAACAACGGUGACUACUGAAGCGACGAUGACACCGACAAGUACGUCGACGGCAAAUGCGACGGAAGCUAGUGCGUUGGCCGAACAAACCUUAGACAGUACUACAUCGACUCGACCAGCAGCAAGUACUUCAGCUGCUCAGACAGCGGCAAGUUUUACGGGUGCUCAGACAUCGGAAAGCAUUGCAGCUAUUAAGAUAUCAUCUAGUACAGAAGCUACUCAGGCACCGGACAGUACUACCACUGGUCAGACAUCAGCUAGUAGUUAUACAGCUGUUCAGACAGCAGCGAGUACUGCAGCUGCUCAGACAAGUACGACGAGUACUACGGUUGUCCAAACCACAGCGAGUUCUUCGGCUGCUCAAACAGCCGCUAGUUCGCCGAUUAAUAUGACGACCGUUGCAAAUUCGAUAGUGGCGACUACGACAGACGCGAAAACGUCGGCCGCUGCAACUACCGUAACGUCUACUACCCCGGAAUCGGAAACUCAGUACGUGCCGGUCACGCAUUUUCUACCGGAGCUGCAGAUGAAAGACCGACUGGAAACGGAGAGAAAUAGCAGUGCACCGAGCGUGGAUUCGAUACUCAAAGACGGUAUAUCAGCGGUGGCCAAUAUGUUACAGAACACGCAGAAGCCGACCAUAGUCAACACGCAGUACCAAGAGAUCGACGAUCGGCCGUACGAGAAGUUCACGUUGGCUGAGAGCAAGCAACCGUCCACGGAACAAGCCCGGAAACAAGCGACGGUCAAGUCGGAUUUCGAUGAGACGAGCACCCUGUCCGUCGAGAACGGGAUAACGCAAGAGCUGUACGAAUUCACCACGGAGCCAAUGACGAAAGAUCCGGUGACCGCGAACGACACGGAAGAGAUUUCACGAACCUCGGGCCCGGGCUUGGAGAUGCUGACCGUGUUCAAUGUCAGCUCUGCGGACGGUCCUGCGCAAGCGGCGAAGCUGGCCGACCUGUCGGCGGAAUCGCAUACCUUUUUCGACGUGACCACGCCGUUCGAAAACGAUCAUAACGCCAUCACCGCGAACCCGUCGGCCGUGACCGAACAGCCGACAGUCACAACGUUCAGCCCUUCGCCGGUGACGAGCGCGACGACGCUGAAGUCGAUUACGACGACAACCACCACGAUGACCACGACCACGAUGACCACGAUCACGAACGCUUCGACUGCCGACGUGCAAAACGUGACGACGACGACUGCCGAUUACGGUACCAGCGACGCGAACUCGUCUCCGCCGUCGGCCGCGCCCGUCACGAUGUCGUCCACCUUUGCACCGGCCGCGGCCGUCAAAUCCCCCGGACCGUCGUCGAACGCAUACAGGCCGCUGGCCAACACCGCGUCGCCGUCGACCGUCGAACUGCAUCCCGCGCCCCACGAAAGCAUGGGCUUGGAAGCCAGCGUCGCGUUCCUCGGCGACGACGUGCGCCGGUUCGCCGACCUGUGCAACGAGCUGUCGUUCAAGAUGUGGACUGCUGUCACCGGUAAGGGCCAGAUAGCCUCCCGUAGCCUGGUGUUGUCUCCGUUUGAGUUGACUGCCAUGCUGGCCAUGGUGUUCUUGGGCGCUCGCGGUUCCACUUCCGGCCAGAUGAACGACGUCCUCCGGCUGGACGACAUGGUCACGUUCAACCCUCAUCAAGUGCUGAGGAACAUCACGCAUUCCAUAACGAACGUUAACAAUCCCGGAGUGGCCACCGCGUCUUUCGUUCGCGAGAUAUACAGCAACAAGGGAAACGGAAAAAUCUUAGAUUUUUAUAAAGAACGGGUACAACAGUACUACGACGGACACGUAGAAGAAGUUGACUUCAAUACCAUCAGUGACGUGCUCAGGAGACGAACGAAUUUGCUGGUCAAAAGACAGACUUUAGGUCGAGUAGUAGAAUACCUUCGCGGUUCCGGUUUGAGUUUGACCCCACCGUUCGCCGCGUUCAGUGCCAACGUUUUCCAGACGAGCUGCGAGAGCGCGUCGACGGAGGGACGGGACGGCGAGAUGUACUUCGUUGUGCGACCGUCGACGAGACAGCGGCGCCUGGUGCCGGUGCCCGCGGCCGUGUGGCGCGGUGGCUUCCUGGCCGGCUACGAGCCGGGGCUGGACGCAACCGCGGUGUGCCUGAGCCCGGACUCGCCGGUGUCCACGAUACUGGUGCUGCCGGGCCAACAGGGCCAGGUGGCACCGGGCGACGGGCUGGCGCGGCUGGAGCAGCGGCUGAUCGAGACGUCGUACCGGCGGGGCGGGUGGUCGCGGAUCCUGCGCAGCCUGUUGCCACGGCCCGGCCUCGAGCUGCAGGUGCCGCGGUUCUCGCACCGGUCCGUGCUGAACACGACCGCGGCGCUGCAGAAAAUGGGCCUCAAGGACGUGUUCAGCGACCAAAAGGCCGAUCUGCGUGGCGUCAACGGCCUGUACGACCUGUACCUGUCCGACAUGCUGCAGGUGAACACGUUCAGCACGUGCGGCGAGGACGUGAUCGGCGCGCGGCACCACGUGGAAACGUAUCCCGCGUCGCCGCAGCGCAUGGGACGCGUGGAGAUGCUGGCCGAACGCCGCCGCCGCAAGCGCCUCGCCGACGACCUGCCGCUCCACAGCCCGUACUCGCACCUGCCGCUCAACCUGCGCCCCAGGCAGGCCAGGUUACCGGACGUGCCGCGGCUCCGGUUCGACAGGCCGUUCCUAUACCUGGUCCGGCACAACCCCACCGGCAUGAUCGUCUACCUGGGCAGGUUCAACCCGCGAUUGUUGCCGUGAACACAUAUCCCCGCGCUUUAUCAAAUCCAACACCGUUAUUAUCAUCAUCGCUAUAAUCAUCAUCAUCUCCUUUCACCAUCACCGCAAUCAUCGUCGUCGUCGCGUUUGCACAACAGCGGCUCUGCUCUCCGCCACGCAACAUUUCCAAUAUUUAAAACUAAUCUCAUCGAAACCCAUUGAUCAAUACCGUGUUGGAAGGGUAGGGGGAAAAAACGAGAACUUGUACACCGUCGUGAAGCUUUUACGCGGACGUUGUUCAAACAACCCGAUCUGACCACAAACCAACGAUAACCGUUCCGGUGCGCGUUGAGCGUUCCACUACAAUCGUUGCAAAAAAACAAUAAUAAUAAUAAGUAACGAAAAAAAAAAAAUGUUCGCAUUUCUGUAUUGCGAUUAAUGCACUACGCCGCGUUUUCAAUAUUUCAACAGUGUUGUGCUUGGCAUUAGGUUAUAAAACGGUCGAUUUCACUGACAUUUAACAAUAAAAGUAUUUAAAAAUAAUCCACCGAUAUUUUUCAAAUAGUUUUGUGAUCUUGGUCAAAUCGACAUCCUAAAAAUAUAUAUUAUAUUUAAUUGAACUAGGUAUUGCAAUCGUUGUAAAUCAUAUUUAUUUAUUUUUUUAUGCGUAAUAUCAUUAUUUAUCUGCGAAAUAUUAUUAUUACUUAUUAAUAUUAUACACUAUAGUUAUGUCAUUUUGUAUACUAAUGAUUACACUAAACAUAAUGUGCUACUGUACAGCAGUUACAUGCUUUGUGAUAUAUUUCGGCAACACACCUACAAUGAGAAUGUAAUGCUUAACGAUAUUUUAUAUUAUUUUUUAUUUAUAUAUAUAUAUAUAUAUAUAUAUAUACGUAUAAAUAAGAUUGUU